CACUGGCCCCGGGCCCCGGGGAGCCCGCGACUGAGAAUCAGUCCCCUAGCAGCAGCAGCAACAACUACUUCAGCCCCCGGGAAGCAGCCAGGCCCAGGCCACGGGAGGCCAAGUCUGAGGGCUCGGAGGAGGAGGAGGAGACCGGCUUCGUCAAGGACCGGGACGGGGGUGCCGUGACGGGCAGCGACUACCAGCCCCUGGGGGCUGGGGAGCCGCCCCCGCUCGGGCGCUGGGUGUACGUGAAGAAGGAGAGGCCCGAGGAGGACCUGUGUGCUGACGUGGAGGAGGACGGGCAGCACUUUUUGAAGGGGCCGCGGGUGGGUGGGGGAGGGGGUCUUCGGCAGCUCAGCAUUGCGGGGGUCCGUACGUUGGCUGGCGGGGCAGGGGCAGCGACGAACAGCCCGACUAUUUCUACGGUUCCUCGGAGGAGCUGGGCUAUGAAGGGGGCUGGACGAGAGCCCGCGAGGUGGCGGGGCUUACCCGCUGCCCCUGCUGCUGCAGGCUGGGGGCGGGAUGGGGGUGCCGGGGGCGGGGGGGACCUGCGGCAUGGCCCGGUGCAGCCCCGGCUGGCACCGGAGCCCCCAAGGCCUUCGCCUGUCACUGCGGAAAGACCUUCACCACAAGAGCCAGCGGACCGUCACGUCAACAUGCACCUGAACCUCAGACCUUUCGGCUGCUCCGCCUGCGGGAAGAAGUUCAAGAUGAAGCACCACCUGGUGGAGCACAUGAAGAUCCACACCGGCCACAAGCCCUUCGGCUGCCACGUGUGCGGCAAGAAGUUCAUGUGGAGGGACAGCUUCCUGCGGCACCGGGCGGCGUGUGAGAAACUGCAACGAGCCACGAGUGGCAACCUCGAGCCUCCCCCCAACUGAGAGACCCUCCUCCCCAACCGAGGCUCAGCUGGGACUCACUGCUGCCCGCCCUGUUUAACCAUUUACUCACUGCCAGGGGUUCCGCACCUGUGUCCAAUACCUUUCAUAUCUGCCCAGGGCUCGCUGUCUCUCACUCUGUCUCUGUUUGUAUUUCGCUGUCUUUGUCAGUCUUUAUGUGUGUUUGUGUGUGUCUGAGUCUGUGUAUGUUUGUGUAUUAUUUAUCUCUGACCCUCUGUUUCUGUCUCGCGCGCUCUCAGGCCCCCAUGACUGCAGCGUGUCACCAACGGGCAGUGACUGAGGGCUCGGGUACUUUGCUCCGUGUGUUCCGGGUAGCGAGUCUCCAGCAGACAGUAAAAAGCUUCGCUCCGUCUCUAACCCGUCCUGUCACUGACCUGGGAGUGUGGACGCAC
Molecule: messenger RNA, 1282 nt
Organism: Callorhinchus milii (elephant shark)
Lineage: Eukaryota; Metazoa; Chordata; Chondrichthyes; Chimaeriformes; Callorhinchidae
Product: zinc finger and BTB domain-containing protein 22-like
Exons: 2
Biological process (GO): regulation of transcription by RNA polymerase II
Molecular function (GO): RNA polymerase II cis-regulatory region sequence-specific DNA binding; DNA-binding transcription factor activity, RNA polymerase II-specific
Source: RefSeq, a predicted model, not a curated record